Messenger RNA from Brachypodium distachyon (stiff brome), 1594 nucleotides. Its product is annotated as GDSL esterase/lipase At1g71691. The coding region runs from base 105 to 1274 and encodes 389 amino acids. Gene Ontology annotation, molecular function: hydrolase activity, acting on ester bonds. NCBI's taxonomy places the organism in Eukaryota, Viridiplantae, Streptophyta, Magnoliopsida, Poales, Poaceae. The transcript is spliced from 5 exons. The record is from RefSeq and is a predicted model, not a curated record.
CUACACUCCUGUCUUCUCCCUCUCUCCCACACUGCAUCUCCAUUCUCGAUCUGCUCCUGCCACCCCCAGGCAGCUAGCUAAGUUAAGCUAAGCUUAUCUCCACAAUGGCAAGCCCCAAGGCAAUGAUCCUCUUCCUCCUGCUCCUAGCAUGCGGCUGCGCCACGGCGCAGCUGUUCCCGCGGCCGCCGUGGAACUUCACGUUCCCGACGGGCCCCGGCGACGCAGCAGCAGGGGGGACGGGCGGGGGCGUCGGCGGGCCGUCGGUGCCGGCGAUGUUCGUGUUCGGAGACUCGCUGACGGACAACGGCAACAACAACGACCUCACUUCGCUGGCCAAGGCCAACUACCUCCCCUACGGCAUCGAUUUCGCCGGCGGGCCUACCGGCCGCUUCUCCAACGGCUACACCAUGGUCGACGCCAUAGCUGAGCUUCUUGGGCUGCCCCUGCUGCCAUCGAACAACGAGGUGUCCAGCGCCGACGGCAACGACGGCGCCCUCCACGGCGUGAACUAUGCGUCGGCCGCCGCCGGGAUCCUCGACAACACGGGGCAGAACUUUGUGGGGCGCAUCCCGUUCAACGAGCAGAUCAAGAACUUCCAGGGGACGCUGGACAAGAUCAAGGGGAGGCUGGGCGCCAGCAAGCUGUCCGGGUCGCUGGGCCGCAGCAUCUUCUACGUGGGGAUGGGCAGCAACGACUACCUGAACAACUACCUGAUGCCCAACUACAACACCCGGAACGAGUACAACGGCGACCAGUACUCCACGCUCCUCGUGCAGCACUACACCAAGCAGCUCACCAGCCUGUACAAUUUGGGCGCCCGGAGGUUCGUGAUCGCGGGGGUGGGGUCGAUGGCAUGCAUCCCGAACAUGCGCGCGAGGAACCCUCGCAACAUGUGCUCCCCGGACGUGGACGACCUCAUCGUGCCCUUCAACAGCAAGGUGAAGGGCAUGGUGAACACGCUCAACGUCAACCUCCCGCGCGCCAGGUUCAUCUACGUCGACACCUUCGAGAUGAUCUCCGAGGUCCUCCGGAACCCCUUGAACUACGGGUUCAGCGUGGUGGACAGGGGUUGCUGCGGGAUCGGGAGGAACCGGGGCGUGAUCACGUGCCUGCCGUUCCUGCGGCCGUGCCCGAACCGGAGCACCUACAUCUUCUGGGACGCCUUCCACCCCACGGAGAGGGUCAACGUGCUCCUCGGCAAGGCCGCUUACUCUGGCGGCACUGACCUCGCCUACCCCAUGAACAUCCAGCAGCUCGCCGCGUGGCAGCCCUAGGGACCGACCGUCGUCGCGCGCACCGGAGUUUCUCUCCAAGGGGAGCUCGAUCAGCUAGCUAGCUACUUCAACGUACGGUGUUGUACUCUGUGUCAGUCUCUCCGUGUAUGUGUGUCCAGCUUGCAUCUGGGCUCUGGAGUAGAGUGUAUGUGCUUGUUUUGUUAAGUUUCAUUUUUGUGUUUUGUUGAGUUUUUUGUCGAUUCGAUGACGAGUGCAUGUAAGGCCGUAAGCCUGUAACGUAUAAAGCGAUCGAUCCAUGUUUGUGUGAGUCGUGAUCGUUCUAAUGAUAAUAUAUAAAUUAUGAGCAUCUUCGAGGCUUU